Messenger RNA from Prorocentrum cordatum, 1704 nucleotides. The record is from the annotation of a GenBank genome assembly. NCBI's taxonomy places the organism in Eukaryota, Dinophyceae, Prorocentrales, Prorocentraceae.
AUGGUUCGUGUUUCCUUCCGGAGGGAAGACUUCUUCAAGGAGUCGCGCGAGGCCAAGGGGUGGAAGCUGAGUUUGGUCGACAACCCCGACGACCCGACGUCCAAAAUGCAGGUCGUUGCGAUGGCGGACAGCAAGGAGCUCCGCGAGGCGAACAUCGGCAUCGCGAUCGAAUACGGCAUCGAGAGGUUGACCUCAGAGUCGGAGUACAAGGUUUUGGCCCAAACGCAGUUGCAUGCCAAGCGAGCGAAGAGUGUUUUCGCAGAUAUGAUAAGCGCAUCUGGUUUGGAGGAUCCUGCGUACAAGCGCGCUCGCCUUGCCACUCUCACGGCUGAGGAUUGCACGGUGAAGGCGCUCCCAGACAAGAAGGGCGACGACGACGGCGCGGAGGAUGACGGCUUAGACGAGGGCGGCGAUGGCAAGGAGGCCGCGCAGGUGGGGGGCGGUCACGACGUCCCCGCACAACGGCAAGAUAUUGGAUAUUGGGCAAAGUUGAAUGCCAAGGACUGGGCCUUUGUACGCACGUGCGUCCCAUGCGCCUCCGACGAUUAUGUGGCGGAUGAGAACGAGACUGCUGUGAGCACGGCGUCCACUGCAGCCAACUUGGCCAACGGGCUCGGCGAGAAUUUCGACCAGGUGCUCUCCGAGAAACUCAAGGCUCUCAACCUCACCACCAUUGCAUCGGGAGUGUCCAUGCUGGGCCACCGCCGUGCCAGGAUGAAGUCGAAGAGGGACCAGUUUACGAUGUCGGCCAAUUCGCAGGAGAGCGAGGCCGCCAAGAUCAUCACAGACAAGUUGAACUUGGCUCAGGACGCAGAGGACCUCAGCAAGCCUGAGCACAUGUUCUCGAUGAGUGACGCCGAGUUUCGCACGAAGCUCGAGGGCCUGUCUGCUGCGGGCAUGGUCAUGCCAGUGAGCUUGGCAGUUGAAAUCAACAACAGGAAGGCUUCCGAGAUUGGCAAGAAGUUACUCGAAGAGGAUGGUCAUACUAAAAUCCCUGACUUCUUCAAUGCGGUGAUGCCUGUGGGCGCCGCGGCGGGCGACGGCAACGAGCAUGCUGCAGUCGACGCCAGCGAGGAGUACGACUGGAGACCUCCGUUAGCCCGCCUCGCCCCUGGAACUGAGGCCAGCGUGUGCAUUCGGUUCAAGAGCGCCACCUUCAGUUACUUUGUGAAGCCUCUCUUCAAUGCUUGGGGCACAUCGCUGUCCCACGAUGCGCGCGAGAAGCCGGCGACAGAUGUGGGCGCUUUCUUGAUCGAGAACACGCCCCAUGACGCCCCCGAGGUGACCCAAGCAUCGAUCAACAAGGUCAUCGAGUGCAUGCGCGAUGCGCUGUGCGUUCAGAACCCGCUGAAUGUCGCCAACCUCCCCGACUUUGAGAGCCUCUCAUCGGCGACGGCUUUGGAUGACAGCGGCUGGAAGGGCAUCCUCUACAACGCGCACGAGCAGAUGGGCGAGUGCAGCUCUUUCAAGGCGCCGCUCCUGUCCAUCGGGAGGACUGAGGUGACCCACGCAGUCAACGUCGAGAAGAUCAACAUGGCAGUGCAGAUCUUGUCAUCUCUAUCUGGUGAUGCAACGGAUGAGCAGGUCACGGCCACUCGGGCGUCAAUGACAGACACGGUGAAUAAUCUAACUACUUUGAGGGCUGGGUCGAGGGAUAAGUCGAUGCGCGUCCUGGACGAGAAGCUGGCAACGUUCUGCGGGCGC